UUAAUAUAUUCAUGGGACAUCCCAAUUUGAUAUAAUAAAAACCACAUUUCUACAGACUGACCACACAUAUGACAAUCAAGCAAAUGAAGACCAUAGUCACACUGUUAAUGAAGACUGUAUUUAAACUGUUGGUGUUAACAUUAGUGAUUGGGGAAGUUUUAGCGGAGAGAUGCCGGUCUUCAAUGAAAGAAUAUGAUCCAGAAUCACAACUGUGCUGUGAUUUUGGAGUAGUACUCAAAUUCAAUGGACGUGGACAGAAGUUAGAUUGCUGCACUGAAAAGACAUUUAUUCUUGAAACUGAGAUAUGUUGUAAAAAUGUGUCCAAUAAGUUCACAGAAGAUGGCAAAGAACAAAGCUGUUGUGGAGCUAUGCAUUACCUAAAGUCAGAAAAAGUCUGCUGUAACAGCACCUUGUAUGACAAACUAAACGGAAUCAAUAGUUGCUGUGGUUUGUCACCUAUUGACCCAAAAACAACAAUUUGCUGCAGGGAUAGAAAUAGUAAUAAAAGGCCACACAGCAUAGGAAUUCGCAUGAAAUGUUGUGGGGUUGAAUAUUACAACAAAACAACACAUUAUUGUAAAGACUCAAAGAAAAGCAUUGUCUUACCCUUUUCAACAUCCUUUUGUAAGAACACCAAGUAUGACAAAUUGAAACAGAAAUGUUGCACUGGUACCUUACAUAAUGUCAGCGACAGUGAUGAGCAGUAUAUAUGUUGUGGCACAAAGUUGUAUAAUAAAGUCGAAGAAAAAUGUUGUGGUGGCAGUUUGACCAUACCGCAUGAUGCUGAGUGCUGUGAAAAAGGCCAUUACAAUCCAAAAAGUCAGACAUGUUGUAAUGGACUCCCUGUUGACAUUACAUCAUCAACAGAGAAAUGUUGCGGGAAUGGAUUGUAUGACAGCCAAUACCAAGAAUGUUGUGGGAGUGUUAUAUACAACACAUCCUCUCACCAGUGUUGUCAACCUGGAGGUGACAUUAUUGUUAAAUCCACUGAAUACAAAUGCUGUGGAAAAAUCAGUUACGACAGCCAUGACAAUGUUUGCUGCACAAAAAACAAAUUCAGUGGAGAAACAUUCAAAAUAAUUACAAAAUCUGUUGAAUAUCAUGACACUUGCUGUGUUCCUUCUGACAUCGAAAAAAGUCAGUCCUUUUCAAGUAUUACACAUAGAUGCCAGCUAGGUGGUAUUAUUAAUAAAACUGUUAUGUGUGGUAACCAUCCUUAUAAUGAGACCUCAGACCUAUGCUGUGGAGGAGUUUUGGAUAAGAUGGGAUUAGAUGAAGGAAGAGAUUGCUGUGGAAUCAAAAGUUAUAACAAGACUACAAAAAUCUGUUGUGACAACACAAUUUACCGUAAAACAAACAAAGAGAGCUGUCAUCAAAAUAGCAUAGAUGUGAUCCAUCAAACACUGCCUAAGCAUAGGGACUAUGGAAUAUGUUCCUACUGUAACUUACAUACCAUCCAGAAUGUCAAAGAGUUUCUGGAGUCCGCUACUAAUCUAUGUAAACAAUUUGUCCUGAAGAUUGCUAAAUUAAACACAUCAAUGGCUGGUAACACAACGACAGUGGAUGGUUUUAUACGUAAAGAUUUGCUCUCUCAGAAAACCUUUAAAAAACUAAAGAUUCAAUUCCAAGUACCUUGCACAUGUCAACUGAACACAAGAUCAAUUAUCCUUCUAACAGACCUGGAUGACUAUAGCAAACUUCUGAGAUUAGGUGACAGUAACCUAAUUAUUCCAUGGAGCAAAACAGCAAGCAAUUACAUUCGCAAAAGGGCUAAGUGUGCAAAGGACACAAAUACAUUUGCCUUGGAAACAGUGGCUGGGUUCAAAAUAUCUAUUGAAUAUACAAAACCUGAACUGAAAGGAAGAGACAGGUUUUAAUGACAUCUCAUAUUAGGUCAAGGUAUUGAAUUUUUGUUUCCUAUGAAAGUACAUUCUUCUUUACACUUGGUUUCAAAUAACUCCAAGUAUUAUAUAACAAACAGGUUUACCUGUGCUUAUCAUGAACAUAAUUGUGACUUCCUGUGAUAAAAAUGCCAAUAUACUUUUCAUAGGACUCAAGCAAGAUGUUAAAAGGUUGUAGAAUUUGUAAGAUAGUUGAUAGACUGUAUGAAAAAGUCUCUGUGAAAUCUCAAGGACAAACGAAAAUCAGUUCCUAGUCUUAUAUCAUUUUGAUUGCUAUGACAAAUGUUGAUAGGUCUUCUUGUUUUGUAUUAUGUUAAUGUACUGCCAUCACCAAUAUCAUGAAGUUUAUUACAUGACCAUCUCAUUCAUAUGUGUGUUCAUCUUAUUAAGUUAUUUGACUAUAAAAUGGCCUAUUUAUUAACUGCUCAUUUUGCCAUGCAUUUUUGUAAAUAUACAUGUCUAUUUAUAUAUUAUUAAAUUUUUAUUAAAAAAGUGUUGAAUUUGUA
Messenger RNA from Mytilus trossulus (common blue mussel), 2407 nucleotides. RefSeq lists its product as uncharacterized. The record is from RefSeq and is a predicted model, not a curated record. The coding region runs from base 69 to 1877 and encodes 602 amino acids. The transcript has 8 exons. NCBI's taxonomy places the organism in Eukaryota, Metazoa, Mollusca, Bivalvia, Mytilida, Mytilidae.